GUCAUUCUGUCAUACACCGGUUGAUUGUUGUAGGCAUGUUUACAUAUCAUACCUGUUAAAAUUUAAAUGCUACCGGUAAAGUGUGUAUUAUGAAGUUAUAGGGUGUUCGAUAUUCUAAAAUGGAUUUUUAAAGUUGAUCUGAAAUUGUUAAUUUUGUGGCUUAUAAUUAGUUGGAGUCGCUAAUUUUUGACAAAACACGGGAAGGUUUUUCAUUGGCAUGGAUACGUGCUCCAGAUGCGGAAAAGCUGUGUAUUUUGCUGAGAGAAAAACAUCAUUGGGCAGACACUGGCACCCAAACUGUUUGAGAUGCUUAGAAUGUAAUAAAAUCCUUGCACCUGGACAGCAUGCAGAGCACAAAGGUAUGCCAUAUUGUCACAAGCCAUGCUAUGGUGCUCUUUUUGGACCUCAAAUGUUUGGAUAUGGUUCAAAUGUAACAUCUCCAGCAAAUUUUAGAAAGUCGGGGGAGCUCCCCAAUGGAUCUCAGGAUACUAGUUUUGAUAGUGAAACUCCAGAUGGACUGAAAUGUAUUUUUAAAACUUCAAACACAAGUCCUGGUCCAAUGAAAUUACAGCGCAACAGUAUUGGGGACACACCACCACCACCACCACAAAAAGUGUAUCAGAAAAGAAAUAGUGCAGGGAGUAUAGAUUCCUACUCUAGUAGCAGUGGUUAUUCCAGCAACGAAAGCACAAAAAGUGUUUCGGAACUGAAACCAGUCAGUGAAAAUAACAAUGACUCAGGGUUAAAGUGUGUAUAUCAAUCCAGCGCAGACCAGUCACAGAAAGCUUCAUUAGUUGCACGAAGUAAAAGUGAUGCAGGCAAUUUUGUCCAACUGAGACCGCAUUCAAACAAAGUUAGGGGUGCUGAGUUAUUUAAACGUGUGCAAUCAUACAAUGAGCAUCAUCAAAACAAACGGGGCCAAACAUUAUCUAUUACAGAGGAUGAAGGCAAUGUUCGGAUAUCGGGUCCAUUGAGGAUAUACUGGGGGUUGAAGAAGCCAAUUAUACUGCAGCAUUGUGACAAGAAACCAGCUGUAUCUAUACCAAAACGUCACAGUGUAAUAGCUGACAAAUCAGACCUUCAGUCCCUGCCCGAAGUCAGUCAUGAAUCGACUAAUGGGAGUCCAACUUCACCUCGUAAAAGUCGAUUGAACCUUGGAUUGGAUGAUAGUGUUAUAUCUUCACCAUCCUCUGACGUGGUGAUGAGACGGACAAAUAUUAAAAAGUCCAAUACAGUUGCGUAUCGGGGCGACAGACCUAACAAAUGGAAGAGAGCAUCAAUUAAUGGUCAUAUAUAUAAUUAUGAUACGAGUGUAUUUACUCCAGUUCUAGGAAGUUGUACUUGCGUUACUGUAGAUAAUAAAAUGACAGUAAGCCAAGUCAUCAAAACUUUACUGGAAAAAUUUAUGGUUGAAAAUCAGCCAGAUGAGUAUCAUUUGUGUAUAAUAACUGAACAGGAAGGUGAAAAGUUGUUAAAGGAUUCUGACAUUCCAUUGUUGGAGAGACUAGUGUGUGGUCCGACUGACUCGAUUAAAAUAUUUAUACGUGAUCGACCAGAUACACUUCCUACUGUAAACCCCGCCCACAUUCCAGAUGACUCCUCCCCUACCACAGAAACUCCCAUGGAGGAAAUGGCUCUACCAGAAGAGGUGGAGCAGUUGAUGAAUAUUCCUGAACCUGUGUUACGUGGCUUGCUUGAUAAAUUCAAACAAGAUGAAGAAAAAGAAGUAAGGAGAUUAAAAGCAAAAUAUGAAAGAAUUAGACGAAGAGUUAGACAGAUAAUUGAGGAUAAAAAAGCGAAUUCUUCCCGAUGCUGAAAGUGGCUAAUCCUAGCUUUGGUGUAUAAACCUGCUGAUUAUACUGAAAUAAAAUCAAACAACCAUAUCUCUGGAAUUACUUGUCAGGAACAUUCUACCUACAGAUGUUGAACAUUGACGGACUAUUUAGACCAACACAAGGUUCCGGGAUUGAGUGAUCAUCCCAUUAUUUUUGUUAUGAAAGACUGUCGAUCAUACAUACAGUGAUGGAAGUCGUGUGUUGACCAAGGAGCAUUUAUUUUUCACCCUGACACUAAGUGUGAAACAAUAGGGAUACUGUACUAAGCUAGUUUGAAACCACGGAGGAAUUCUAUACAGCUAGCGUGACACUAUGAGAAUAAUUAGAUACAUUAUGUUGAAAAUCAAACGAUAUUCAAGAAUUAACAGCAUUUAUACACACAACUUUUCACAGUUCUAUGCUGGACUAGUGGCAGUAUUGUAAGAGGAGCAUUCGUAGAGCAGUCAUUGUUAAAUCAGACUCUUAUGAAAACGAGUCUUCUCCACACAGGUUUUCAGUUAAACUAUCAGUUUGAAAUUGAAAUAGACCUACAACACUUGCAUCAGGUUUGAAAGAAAAAUAUUGAAAUUAUUUCAUUUUCAUCUUGCAGUGGUCAAGUGCUACUUAAUCAUAUUUUUGUAGUGCCAAAUUAAUUUAUCAGAGUAGAUUAUGAACAUUCCAUUUGUACUUUAUACUGAAUCAGUCAUUUAAAUCUUACAGCUUUAACCAUUUCAUGUAACAAGGCUUGAAAACUUUAGUGCGCAAAAAAAAAAACACCAAAAAAAAAAUGGAAAAUUCUAAUGCAACCUCCUUAUCCUGGUAGAAUAUUGGAGGAAAAAUUAUUUAUACUUAGCUAUUUCAAGGGAUAAGGCCACUAAUAAAUCUCCAGUACUUGCCAUUCCAUGUAAUUUCCCUAAUACUCAUCUCUUGGUUUACUGGAUAAAUUUGGAAAAUUGAUAAAUAUUGAAGAAUCUUGAUCAUGUGGAGGUAUACCUGAAUAAUGUAUCAUCAUUUGCUUCAUAUUUAACAUGGCGUUGUUCACACAAGAUGCAGAAAGAAACUUUGCAUAAUAAAAUGAUCAGGAAAAAAAAAUGAAGAAACUAUAACUGUAGAAAUAUUCUACUAAUAUCAUUAGCAUUUUCUGCUGUUUAACUUCCCCAGAAAUUGACCUAUGAUACAUAACAUUGGUUGACUCGCCUAUUUUCAUCUCAACAUUUUCCUCAUACCCCAUUACCCCCGUCUUCCCCACCCACCAACCCAUGUUUAUUUCACUAUUUCAUACUACAAAUACUAUGCAGCUUGUUUACAGAACAUAUUGCGAAAUCAUUUAAUUUGGUGGGCAUGAAAUUUCAUGGGGAUAUGAAUUCAUGGAUUUAACCCGUACCCUACUAAAUUUCUGUAAUGAACUUAUCUUUUAGUUUGGACAGUACCAUUAACUGUUAAUAGGGGUGCAUACCAAAAAUAUACUGACUGAAUGGCGAACAGUGCAGAUCUUGAUUAAACUGCACAGAUGUGCAGGCUGACAAUGAUCUGCACUGGUCCCAAAGACAGAAUCAGUCGUGUCCAGCAUGAUAAGGGUUAAAAUUUGGAAAAUAAAUGAAUGGGAAUUAAACUUGUUUCCCGGAGUUAAUUUUGUGGAUUGGCUCAACAACAAAACUUAUUUCCCCACAAAUUAAUGAUUUCACAGAAUGUGAUAUUGUGGUGUUUGCUGAAUGUUAAAAGCAAUAAUGUUGAUGUGCUUCCAGUCAGUUUUAACAGCAUUGAGUAUCUUGUGGGUGUUAAAUCCCUUGUCAAGUAUUAUACAUUGAUAAAUCAUAAUUUUAAAAAUAUUUUUGUCAUCUUCUAAACUAAUAUUCUUAAAUCUAUGUUCUUUGGAUUUAUACCUGUAAAACAUCAUGAACUAAGUCUUUCUUCUGUCUUGUAAAGUUGAUGUUUUCUAAGGAUUGUAAAAAGUCAAGUAUAUCUAAGAAUUGUUCACACUGAUGUUAUCUGAGAAUUGUUGAAAGUCAAGGUUGUCAAAGAGUGUUACAGAUAAGAAUCCACAUGGUAUUAAAUCCAUGAUAUCCAACUGCUCACACACUUUUUAUGAUCUUCUUCAGAUUUUAUGGAAAAGUUGGUAUUAUUUCAACAAAUGUUGGACAUUUUAACACUAUGUAUUUUUUACUAAUUACCAAGACCAAGGAAAUUAUAGUUGUAAUUUUUAUGCCCCCAAAGGGAGGCAUAUAGUUUUUGAACCGUCUGUCGGUCUGUCAGUCUGUCCGCAAUUUUCGUGUCUGGUCCAUAUCUCUGUCAUCGAUGGAUGGAUUUUCAAAUAACUUGGCAUGAAUGUGUACCACAGUAAGACGAUGUGUCGCGCGCAAGACCCAGGUCCAUAGCUCAAAGGUCAAGGUCACACUUAGACGUUAAAGGUCAUUUUUCAUGAUAGUGCAUUCGUGUCCGGUCCAUAUCUUUGUCAUCCAUGGAUGGAUUUUCAAAUAACUUGGCAUGAAUGUGUACCACAGUAAGACGACGUGUUGCACACAAGACCCAGGUCCGUAGCUCAAAGGUCAAGGUCACACUUAGACGUUAAAGGUCAUUUUUCAUGAUAGUGCAUUCGUGUCCGGUCCAUAUCUUUGUCAUCCAUGGAUGGAUUUUCAAAUAACUUGGCAUGAAUGUUUACCACAGUAAGACGACGUGUCACGCGCAAGACCCAGGUCCGUAGCUCAAAGGUCAAGGUCACACUUAGACGUUAAAGGUCAUAUUUCAUGAUAGUGCAUUGAUGGGCGUGUCCGGUCCAUAUCUUUGUCAUUCAUGCAUGGAUUUUAAAAUUAUUGGGCAUGAAUGUGUACCAAAGUAAGACGACGUGUCGCGCGCAAGACCCAGGUCCGUAGGUCAAAGGUCCUAAACUCUAACAUUGGCCAUAACUAUUCAUUCAAAGUGCCAUCGGUGGCAUGUGUCAUUUUAUGGAGACAGCUCUUGUUUUCCUACUUUUUCAUUCAAAUAAAUUGUGACAAAUUGUGUACAGUGGAAUUCAAUGUAUAACAAUAAACUGGGUUGCUAGGUAUCAGUAUUUCCAAUCUAAAGUAGCACAGUCCUUAAACUGGAUAUAGCCCAUUUCAAUUAUUUACCAUUGUCAUACAUUUUUAGCUCACCUGAGCCUUUGGCUCAUGGUGAGCUUUUGUGACUGCUCAAUGUCCAUCGUGUGUUGUGUUUCCAUCAACAUUUUCUAAAAAAAUCCUCUUCUUGAAAACCACUGGACAGAAUUACACUAUUUUAGCAUCAGUUUGCCAUUUGAAACAUGUGGCUCAUAUUACUCAGGUGAGCAAUCCAGGGUCAUCAUGACCCUCUUGUUAGAAUGAGGCAACUGUUUGCACAGGUUUUAUCUGGCAAGUUCAUGAUAAAAACCAUAUCUGUGGUGUUGAGGUUUUGUGAAAAAUGUUUGUUUUAUCAACUGUACAGAUCAAUACUCAUGAAUUUGUGAGUGGUGGUAUUUGCAUAUAUUAGUGAACAUAAUAUUAUUGCUAAUACAACUUGGUUUACAAUAUUUAAAAAUUUUAACAUUUCCAUACUUUGUGUAUUUUAGGUAUGGUUAAAGCUUUUAAUGUUUGAUUUCACCAAAUCGAUAAAAUGUAAACAGAGCACUAUUAAGGCAACAGCUUACAGCAGAUGGUAUUGGUUACUGCUGGAAUGUCAAGUAAUUAAGCUGGCCAUACCUAAGGUCCAAACGUAUGCUACAUAUGUACUUCUGGCAUCAUUCUGGUAUAAACAGGCUGUUUUUCAAGCUAGUGUCAUCUUUGUACAGGCAAACCAGAGUUAUAGAUCACCUCUGACUUAUGGCCACGACUAUAAAACCUGUCUAUAAAGAUCAGUUUUCUCUUCCCGUUUAACCAUUCAAAAUAACCUGUAUAGAGAGGCCACCUAUCAACAAAUACCACUUUUCAUUUCUCAAGGGUGUUGUUUUGAGACAGGUUUUACUGUUAUUCAGUUUUUGGCAACAGUACUUCAAGGUGUUUGUCCUAAUGUAAGGAUAUGUACUGUGUACUUGGAAAGCUAGGAUCAUCUUGACUACUUUAUAAUUUUGUGAAAAUACAAUUCUCAUAGCAUUUAAGUAGAUAAUUUUACAAUCUACUUCUUCUAUAUAUUUAACUGUUUUUUUUAAGACCAACAUUAUUUAAUUGGGAAAGUUUAUAUUGCAAUGAAAUAUCCAGACAGUAUAAUGACAUUGUGGAGGUAAAUCAAACAAGUUUUAGUAUUUAUGAUGUAAAUUUGCUUAAUUUUAAAUCAAGGAUUUUAUUAAAUCCUUUUAAAGCUUAUAGUUUUAAUAAUAAAUAAGAACUAGUGAGUUGUAUGAAGUAAAUACUGAUAUUUUAGUGUCGAUUUUUUACUCCAAUGUCUACAGAUUUACUCGAGUUUUAGAUGAUUUUAUCAAUUUGCAGGCAAAAUUUAUCACUUAUUAUCAUGGACCAGAUUCAUUGAAUAAUGAAAUUCAUCACAGAAUAUUCUUUUAACAUUUGACAUCAAGACUGGCUCAUUUGUCUAGUUGAUAAGCAAUCAGUUAAUAACCUUUCUCAUGGACUGACAAAACUCUGUAGUUUAUACUCAUUACAUGGAAAGAAUUUAUAACUGGAUAUUGGCAGCAAUAUUUUUUCACAUUUCAAAGAUUGCAGUUUUCAAGGAAAAAGUAGAGCUAUUGCACUUGCCCGGCGUUGCCGUUGGUUAAAGUUUUUGAUAAAGUCAAAUAUGUCUGUUACUAUCAAAGCUGUUGACUUGGUACUUAAAAUCUUUAUUUACUAUCAAAGUCUACGCCAGGAGAAACAGUCCCCAUAACUCUGUUUGAAUUUUAGCAGAGUUAUGCCCUUUUUUAACUGAGAAUUUUUUGGUUAAAGUUUUAUAAAGUUUUUACUGGCAAAGCUCUAAUUUAGAGUGAAGCACUGAGAAAAGUCGAGCGCAUUGUCUUACAGACAGUUCUUGUUACCAUAAUUUCUCUUACAUUGAUUUGUAUACUCCUAUUUAUCUACUUAAUAUAUUUAUUAACCAAAAUGUUAUCUUUUAUUGAUUAUUAUUACGAAAUGUAUUUGUUGUUUUCAGAUAACUUUACCAACUUUAUAAAUACUUGAAAUAUAAAUCUCUGCUAUUUGAUCUGUGCUUUCAGUCUCAGUGAUUUGUGAACAUGUUGUAACACGUCAUAUAUCAUGGGGCUGUAAAGGGGGUUUGUGGGGAAAACAUGAGACAUUCAUGGUAUAUUGCAGUGUUAAUAGUCAUCAUGUAUGUAUUGUCCUGUUUGUGUUAUAUGAUAAGCACAUAUGAUGUGAUUUUUAGCUCAUCUGAUUUUUUGAAAAAAAAUGAUGAGUUAUUGUCAUCACUUGAGCGGUUGUCGGCGUCGGCGUCGGCGUCGGCGUUGCCUGGUUAAGUUUUAUGUUUAGGUCACCUUUUCUCCUAAACUAUCAAAGCUAUUGCUUUGAAACUUGGAAUACUUGUUCACCAUCAUAAGCUGACCCUGUAUAGCAAGAAACAUAACUCCAUCUUGCUUUUUGCAAGAUUUAUGGCCCCUUUUGUACUUAGAAAAUAUCAGAUUUCUUGGUUAAGUUUUAUGUUUAGGUCAACUUUUCUCCUAAACUAUCAAAGCUAUUGCUUUGAAACUUGGAAUACUUGUUCACCAUCAUAAGCAGACCCUGUACAUCAAGAAACAUAACUCCAUCUUGCUUUUUGCAAGAUUUAUUGCCCCUUUUGGACUUAGAAAAUCAGUUUUCUUGGUUAAGUUUUAUGUUUAGGUCAGCUUUUAUUCUAAACUAUCAAAGCUAUUGCUUUAAAACUUGCAACACUUGUUCACCAUCAUAAGUUGACCCUGUACAGCAAGAAACAUAACUCCAUCCUGCUUUUUGCAAGAUUUAUGGCCCCUUUUGGACUUAGAAAAUAUCAGAUUUCUUGGUUAAGUUUUAUGUUUAGGUCAACUUUUUCUCUUAAACUAUCAAAGCUAUUGCUUUGAAACUUGCAACACUUGUUCACCAUCAUAAGCUGACCCUGUACAGCAAGCAACAUAACUACAUCCUGCUUUUUGCAAUAAUUAUUGCCCUUUUUGGACUUAGAAAAUAAUUUUCUUGGUUGAGUAUUAUGUUUAAGUCAACUUUUCUCAUAAACUAUCAAAGCUAUUGCUUUUAAACUUGCAACAGUUUUUCACCAUCAUAAGUGGACACUGAACAUCAAGAAACAUAACUCUAACCUGCUUUUUGCAAGAAUGAUGGCCCUUUUUAGACUUAGAAAAUCAUGGGUAGGACAAUAUUUCUAUUACACAAAAAAAAUCAGAUGAGCGUCAGCACCCGCAAGGCGGUGCUCUUGUUUUAUAAAUUAUUGUUUACAAAUAAAAUUAUUGAUACAUUGUA
This is a messenger RNA of Mercenaria mercenaria, 8173 nucleotides long. Its product is annotated as ras association domain-containing protein 4-like. Gene Ontology annotation, biological process: signal transduction. NCBI's taxonomy places the organism in Eukaryota, Metazoa, Mollusca, Bivalvia, Venerida, Veneridae. The record is from RefSeq and is a predicted model, not a curated record. The coding region runs from base 218 to 1816 and encodes 532 amino acids. The transcript is spliced from 11 exons.